CAUUUAGGUCACAUGUUAGGCCUCUUUUACUAAUGUCCAGACAAGAGAUCAGCAGAUUGCACUGCCUCUCUGUCUAAACAGGAACAAUGUCUGGACUGCUGUUGAUUCUCUGUCUCUUUGUAACUGUGAAAACGUCCAACAUCACUGAUCUUCAAAGACAAACAGUGAGGCUGGGAGAUGGUGUGACAGUAAAAUGUCACCAAAAAGUAGCCAAAGGCGAUUUAGUUUGGUAUAAACAGAGUUUAGGAAUGCUGCCGCAGUAUAUUGUGAGAAAAGUUGGGAACAAAGCAAACUCACCUCAAGAAUUUAAAACAGAUAGAAAACACAGAUUUAGUCGAGCAUUUGAGAACAGCCGCUUCACUGUGGACGACAAGACGUUUGAUCUCAGCAUUAAUGGAGUCAAAGAUGAAGAUAAAGGAAUAUAUUUCUGUGGAAAAGGACAAUUAGCUACUUUAGAGUUUCUAUCUGGAACCAUUUUGCUGUUUGCAGGAGAGCACAGUGUGUACUGGUUCAGAAAUGAAUCAGGAGAAUCUCAUCCAGGAAUCAUCUGCAUUCAUCCACACACCAGUGAUGAGUGUGAGAAAAGCUCUGAGACUGAAUCUCCUACACAGAGCUGCAUCCACAAUCUCCCCAAGAGAAACUUUAGCCUCUCUGAUGCUGGAAUUCACUACUGUGCUGUGGCUGCAUGUGGAGAUGACGGUGAAUCUAAUGGAAAAGAAAGCAACACCUGGAUUAUUGUUGUCUUGACAAUAUCCAAUAUGACAUCUCUUAUUGUGAUGAUGCUUCUGGGUACACUGUUAUAUCAGAAAAAACAAAAAGGUUCUAUCAGUGGUCGCCCAGGAAGCCCCAAACAUGAGGUUGAAGAAGAUACGGAUGUCUUGAACUAUGCGACUGUGAAUUUUGCACAGAAACCUCCUUCCAGAGCACCGAGAGUCAAGCAGAGUCAAGAUAUUUAUUCAGGGGUUAAAGUACGAUAGUCAAUGUAACCAAGAACAUUUUCUGUUUUAUUAUGUUUAAAAUCAUCUCAAUUGAUUGUCAUCACCUUCAUUUACAGAACAAUCAUUUCACUUUAUCUUUCAAAUAAAAGUCAAUAAAGUCAAGUCGGUCAAACCAACUAAUCAUGUAAGAAAAUAUAAUACAGU
This is a messenger RNA of Pygocentrus nattereri (red-bellied piranha), 1142 nucleotides long. RefSeq lists its product as uncharacterized. The record is from RefSeq and is a predicted model, not a curated record. The coding region runs from base 87 to 977 and encodes 296 amino acids. Gene Ontology annotation, biological process: response to bacterium. The transcript is spliced from 6 exons. NCBI's taxonomy places the organism in Eukaryota, Metazoa, Chordata, Actinopteri, Characiformes, Serrasalmidae.